Aspergillus alliaceus is the source of this 504-nucleotide messenger RNA. Its product is annotated as Scytalone dehydratase. Gene Ontology annotation, biological process: melanin metabolic process. NCBI's taxonomy places the organism in Eukaryota, Fungi, Ascomycota, Eurotiomycetes, Eurotiales, Aspergillaceae. The transcript has 5 exons. The record is from RefSeq and is a predicted model, not a curated record. The coding region runs from base 1 to 504 and encodes 167 amino acids. Gene Ontology annotation, molecular function: scytalone dehydratase activity.
AUGUGUAUCUAUGAGAGAGUACUUUCCUUUUUCUUCCCGAGCAAAACAUUUCAGUGCUCUGUCCAGUGCAAUUAUCUUGCUAUAAACCGACUUGCCUUUGAGUGGGCAGAGAGCUAUGACAAGAAGGACUGGAAUAGACUUCAUAACAUUCUAGCACCGAACAUAGCGGUGGACUACAGUAUGAUGGGAUACCAAUGUUUUCCGCACAUGAAGUCCGAGGAAUUCAUUUCUAUGAUGAGCUCGCCUGAUCUCCUAGGAGACCCACUCAUCCAUACUCAACACCUUCUUGGUGGUACUGGAUACGAGCGGAUACGUGCUGCUCACCAGCGCUAUGCGAACCUUGAUCUCACUAGCGUCGCUCAUCGGGGCCACGGCCAUGGCAUCGUGAAACAUUGGUAUAAGAAGAUUGACGGAUACUGGAAGCUGGCUGGAAUUCGCCCUGAAAUGUACUGGACUGAGCAUGACUUUGACAAGAUCUUCCCCCGACUAUCAGCGGCGAAAUGA